This is a messenger RNA of Salvia splendens (bonfire salvia), 2464 nucleotides long. RefSeq names its product ATPase MORC2-like. Gene Ontology annotation, cellular component: nucleus. The record is from RefSeq and is a predicted model, not a curated record. The coding region runs from base 92 to 2179 and encodes 695 amino acids. Lineage: Eukaryota; Viridiplantae; Streptophyta; Magnoliopsida; Lamiales; Lamiaceae. Gene Ontology annotation, molecular function: zinc ion binding; ATP hydrolysis activity. The transcript has 17 exons.
CUCUCAGUCUUCAAUCAGAAAUUCUGGGUUAGUAUUUGCAAAUUCUCACGAAUCUCUCUCAGUCUUCAAUCAGAAAUUCUGGUUACAUGUCAUGACUGGAUUUGUAAUGGGGGAUCAUUUCAUGGAAGAUACUCCAAUGGGAGAAGGUUGUUCCCAGACUCUUAUUAAACUGACAAAGGAUAAAAGAAUUAUAAGUUGUGCAGCAUGUGUCAAUCCACCCAGUCAAAUGCCUGCAGUUUGGGACAUAACUUCCAUUGUCAGGAAAGACAAGGUCAGAUUUCUAUCUUCAUUGCCUGGUUUUUCUAUAACACCAGCCUGUGAAGAUUCCCAUCAGGAAAAAGAAUGGGGGCAGUUCUUGGAUUUCCUUCAGAAGCAUAACAGGGUUGCUAUAUCAAACUUCGGAUUGUUUGAACUCUACAUACUACCUCCUCUUGAAGGCUCAAAAUAUGACCUUGCAACUGUUCGAUUCAAAGGGAAAGCAUCAAAAACAUCUCCAGCUGGAGCAGGGGUUGCUGAUUCUGAUCAAAUAUCUCCGCCUACAUCUCAAUCUCAGGCUGCUAAAGCUAGCAGUCAAUUAGGAAAUUCUGUUGAAACAGUUAAAUCCUUUCAGAGAAAUUAUGUAACAGCGCAUCCCAGUUAUCUGAAAACACUUGGUCAAGCACAUUCCAGCUGGAUAUUUGGGGCAGUUGCUGAGCUUGUUGAUAAUGCAAGGGAUGCAAAAGCAACCAAACUGGAAAUCGCUAUCAAUAAGUUCUACUCUAAAAUUGCUUGCAAAGAAAUUCCUAUGUUAUCACUGAUCGAUGAUGGCCAUGGAAUGAGCCAUACAGAUAUCCAAAGAAUGGUAUCAUUUGGCCACGGGCAAACUGAAGUAGAUGACCCCAAUCAUAUUGGAAUGUAUGGAAUUGGGUUUAAGACUGGCACUAUGCGACUAGGAAAGGAUGCUUUGGUUCUGACCCAGACAACUAACUCCAGAUCAAUUGCAUUCCUCUCUCAGUCGCUGAAUGAAGGCAAAGAUAAUCUGGAGAUCCCCAUUGUAAGCUACCGCAGAGUUGGGCAGUCCAUGGAAGUGGACACAGAUGUCCAGAAUAAGGAUGCGGCAAAGUUGUACUUGAAGAUCAUUAAAAGAUAUUCCCCAUUUGAUAAGUAUCUUAUUGGUGAAAAAGUGGGUAUAUUUGGGGCAGAUGGUACUGGAACACAAAUUUAUAUAUGGAAUCUGGAUGAAUGGGGAUCAGAUUAUAGUUUAAAAUGGGAAGCUGGGUUCACUGGUGGGAGUUCGUUUCAUCGGGGUGGUAUAUUCAUUCGGUCAAGAAGGACAAGAUGCCGUCCAGGGCAAAUGUCUUUGUCGGUUCCUUUGGACUACUGUCUGAAAUCGUAUUUGGAGGUGAUAUUCUUAGAUCCAAGGAUGAAGAUCUAUGUACAGGGAGCACUGGUUAGAAGUCGACCCCUUGCAAAAUCAUUGAGUAAGACCACUGUUGAAAAUGGCACCAUCUUAGGAAAACCAGUUCAACUUACUCUUGGACGUUCUCAAUUGGAAUGGGAGCAAGCAAAUAGUGGAAUAUUUUUAUAUUGGCAUGGACGUUUAAUUGAGGCUUAUAAGAGAGUUGGAAGCAUGAUUCACAAUGGAGAUUGUGGACGUGGCAUCAUUGGUGUGGCUGAUGUUACUAAAAUAAUGGAUGAUGAGAAUGGUUGUGUCUGGGUGCACAGCAACAAGCAAGGUUUCCAAGACUGUGAAGCCUAUGUUGAACUGGAGCAGUGGCUGGGUGAAAAAGCGAAUGAAUAUAUAGACAAAUAUGUUGAUAAGAUUCAAUUGAGAAAGGGUAAUGCAUCAGUCAAACCUGAUCAUGAGUGGGUGCAGUGUGACAAAUGCAGAAAAUGGAGGAUGCUAAGCGCUGAUUUUGAUAGCAAGACAUUACCUUCACAAUGGUUCUGUUACAUGAAGCCUUUUAAUGGUCUCUGUGAUACACCAGAAGAAUCAAUCACAAGUGGAACAAUUACUAUAUCAACCAAGCGUCACGGUUACAACACAAAAGAUCCAAGAAACGGCUUUCGUGAAAGAGAAGCCUUUAAAUCAGAAGGCAUUAGUAGUAACUAUGCUAGUGAUUCGGAAGAGGACGAUGAAAAGGUGUCUGUAAAGCGGCAGAUGCGAUCAUCUCUUCCAAGGUUAUGUAAGAAGAACUGAUGAUGUGAGGUUUAACACACCCUUUUUGCUUCCAUUCAUUGCCAUAUUGUAUCGUAGCUCCUAUCUAAUCUCACCAAAAUAUAAACCGGUGACUUGAUUUUAGUCCUUUUGGUAGCUAUUUCUGUCAAUGAUUUUGACAAAAUCUGAACUCGCAACCUGACUGGGUUAGAGUAGAUAUUCAUGAGUAUUUUAGUGUACAGAACUAAUAGAAGCUGUUCAUAGUAGAUACUUCAGUUGUAUUAUCUCUUUUUUAGUUGCCUCUUAUCUCCUCAUUUCUUGUUAAAA